GGACAAACCCUAACCAACAUCCCCACGCCAAGGUGAAGCAACACAGAGAGAAAGAGAAAAUGUAAUAAACUCACCAAAGUCGAUGGGGAAAAUGAGCAUCCACUUUUUGGGGAGAGGUUUGGUGAAAUGUCUGGCUCAGCUCAUCCCCUCCUUUCCGAUUGAAUUAAGCGGACCAAAUCCCCUACUCACUCCACCAUCUUUACUCCUUCUCCCCAUUAUAUAUCUGCACAUUCCCAUGCCCCCAUCCAUUCAUGUACCAAAACCAAAACGCACACACGCACACCUCUCUCUCUCUCCAAUGGCAAUUUCUAGCUUUGAAAUUAAUGCAUGCAUAGUCUACAUUUUAUGCUGGGUUGCGCCAAUCUUUGCAACAGUUUACACAGUCGGAGACGCGAGCGGUUGGACUAGUGGCUAUGAUUACAGCACUUGGACCACCAGCAAGACCUUUGCGGUUGGCGAUAGUUUAGUGUUCAACUACGGGAGCAGCCACACGGUGCAGGAAGUGAGCCAGACCGAUUACACCGCUUGCAAUACAAACAACGCCAUUAACUCGUACACCAGUGGCCCCACCACCAUCGCCCUUAAGACUGCCGGGACCCAGUACUUCAUCUGCGGCGUAAUCGGACACUGUAGCUCCGGGAUGAAGGUCGCCAUCACCGUCGGGGCCUCAGCGCCGGCGUCGCCGUCGGGAACGCCGUCAGGACCCUCCACCACCACCACCCCAUCGCCGCCGACAACCACCGGUUCCGGCAGGACUCCGUCCUCGGCGGUUCCGCAAUCUUCUUCGGUGACUCGGCCGUCUCCAUUUGCAGCUGCGUUAACAAUCACUUGGAUUGGAUUUUUAAAGAUGAUUUUGUCGUAAUCUGGCCAGGAUAGAGGCAGUGCUGUCCCCGAUUGAUCGAUCGAUCUGUUGAUGUGAUGAAUGAGUAGGUUAUUUGCGAUGAAGAAUAUUAGGAGUUUGUGAUGUUCAUCUGCUCGUGGUUCGUGAUUGGGAUUCAAAUGCCGUUUCUGUUUCUUUUUUCUUUUUUCUUUUUUUUUAAUAUCUAAAAUUUUAAAUUUAAGUCUCAAAUUUUAUGUUUUCAAUCAUACAUAAUGUGAACGAAUCUGAUCGUACAGCAGUUGGGUUUAUAGAGAUCUACAAAAAGAUGUACUUGAUUUUUUUUUAACUUUUACAUAAAGAAACUAAGAACUUAGAAUGCA
This is a messenger RNA of Malania oleifera, 1200 nucleotides long. Its product is annotated as blue copper protein-like. Gene Ontology annotation, molecular function: electron transfer activity. The transcript is spliced from 2 exons. Lineage: Eukaryota; Viridiplantae; Streptophyta; Magnoliopsida; Santalales; Ximeniaceae. The record is from RefSeq and is a predicted model, not a curated record. Gene Ontology annotation, cellular component: plasma membrane. The coding region runs from base 83 to 862 and encodes 259 amino acids.